AUGGACAUGAAUGUGUCAGCGCGUUGUGCUUUGUUUUUAUUUCUGUUGGCAUUUGUAGAUUUGAAAAUAGUCUCUGCGGCAGAAACGGGAGGAACAUCUACAGGUGAGUUGUGACAAUUUGCUGAGUUUUUUUAAGAAGCCUACUACACUUGACUUAGGUGUUAUAGCCUACCUAUGUGGUUAGAAACACUAGCCUAUAAUAGUGCAUAGGCCCUUUUGCAACCUAUUUUGUUGCUAUCUUACUAAAAAUUCAAGCCAGCCAUUAUGACUUAAAACAAUCCAGCCUACACUUGGCAAUUUUACGGCCAUUUUAUGCAUACAAUGUAAUUUUUAAAAUAGUUAUUUCAACUAAUUAUUAUUCAGUAACUGGUUCCACAGCCAUUUUAAGUUUACUCAACUUUUCGAUCAAAGUGUUACCUGAACAUAACAUUUCUAAUUGUCCAAACUUAGCUCCAACUUGAGAAAACUUAUGCAAAAAUUCAGUCAACAUAAAAUGAUGUGUUUGUUCAACUUGUCUCAUAUGUUCUGUAAACUAGAAGUUAUUAUUUGGGCAUCUUAAAGCACUGUUUGUGUGUCUGUGUAUAACCAGUUGCACAGACCUUUUUAGUUAACAUACAAUGUUUGAUUGUGAGUGUUCAGAAGGCUGUCAUGCAUUUUCAAGGGUGGUAUUUACAUUUACAUUUUAGUCAUUUAGCAGACGCUCUUAUCCAGAGCGACUUACAGUUAGUGAGUGCAUACAUUAUUUUAUUUUUUUCAUACUGGUAUGGGUAAACAUUGAUGAUGGGGGCCAAAUGUCUCCAAAAUGAUUAAUUUGACACUAAAUUAUUUAGGGUAUAGUCUACAAUCUUUCCAGAGAUGCAAAUGCCGACUUAUCGUAACCAUCUCCACACAAACAUGACAGAUUUUCAGAAAAUGGUUCAGUCUAAUUAUGUCCAUGUUCAUGUCUCUUUGUGGAAAGUUGGGUUCCUUGACAUGUCUGUUCAAAUUGUGUUCCCAAAGCAAAGCCUGGAGUGUGCCCUCGUACACGAUGGGGCAUAGGGCUAUGUGUAAAUAUAUGUUCCACUGACAGUGACUGCCCCAAUGAUGAAAAAUGCUGCCACAAUGGAUGUGACUGCAUUGCACCUUACACAGGUAGGUUAUGGUCCCAAAGUGACAGAUACACCCGUCCAUUGCAUUAAUUAUUGCUGCUUUACUCUGGAAACAAGAAAGCUGGAGCUUGUAAAGUACAUUUCAUACACAUAGAUCAGUAUAUUUCACAUCCACUCUCUUUAGAGCUGAGACACUCAAUUAAGAAGAUUUCCAAGAGCCAUGCAGGCUUAUUGAGUCUAUAUUAAUGACCCUGAGCAUUCCAGCCAUAGAAUUAGAAAGAUUCCAUGUCAUUGUAAUAGUAAGACUUCAAUGGGAAGAGUCAGUAUAGGCUGACAAGUUGCUACCAUAAACCUAUUUGUAAUGAUGGGGAAAUGUAAGAUCGCUAAAGUUCAUAUUUAGUUUAGAGUGAUCAACACAAUGUUUAACAUAUACUGUUUCUGUACCACACAUAAUUUCCAGUGUUCUACUUAUGAAACUCAAGGUGUGGGUUGAUGGUCACUAGACUUGAUGCUGAAUGUUAUGGAUUGUUCUCAUAUCUGUUGAUAGUGAUUGACGCCAGACUGGAGGUCCAAGUAUAAGGACCGAGGACACACUGAUUAUUCACUGUUGUAUUGUAUUGAUGACAUUCUGUGAACACUGUGUGAUUCUGUAGCUCCUACAAUUGCAAAUGCCUAUUUAUCGUAACCAUCUCCAUACAAAUAUGACAGAUUUUCAGAAAAUGGUUCAGUCUAAUUAUGUCCAUGUUCAUGUCUCUUUGUGGAAAGUUGGAUUCCUUGACAUGUCUGCUCAAAUUGUGUUCCCAAAGCAAAGCCUGGAGUGUGCCCUCGUAGACAUUCGGGCAGAGGGAUAUGUAUAGAGUUAUGUUCCAAUGACAGUGACUGCCCCAAUGAUGAAAAAUGCUGCUUCAACGGAUGUGGGCAUGUCUGCAUUGCAUCUACACAGGUAGGAUAUGGACACAAAGUGACAAAUACAGACAUCCAUUGCAUCCAUUAUUUCUGCAUUACUCUGGAAACAAGAAAGCUGGAGCUAGUAAUGUACAUUUCAUGCAUAUAGAUGGAUAUAUUUCACAUACACUCUCUUUAGCGCUGUGACACUAAAUCAUAUCCCGUUCAAAGGCACUUCAAUCUUUUGUCUUGCCCAUUCACGCUCUGAAUGGCACACAUACACAAUCCAUGUCUCAAUUGUCUCAACACUUAAAAAUCCUUCUUUAACCUGUCUCCUCCCCUUCAUCUACACUGAUUGAAGUGGAUUUAACCAGUUAUAUCAAUAAGGGAUCAUAGCUUUCACCUGGAUUCACCUGGUCAGUCUAUGUCAUGGAAUGAGCAGGUGUUCAUAAUGUUUUGUACACUCAGUGUAUAACACAUUGUGGUUGAUAAGGUGAUGCAAAUGCAUAUUUCAGGGAAAGGGAAUUUGGGAAUAUAUAAUAAUAAUAUAAUAUGCCAUUUAGCAGACACUUUUAGCCAAAGCGACUUCCUGUCAUGUGUGCAUAAAUUUUUACGUAUGGGUGGUCGCGGGGAUCGAACCCACUACCCUGGCGUUACAAGUGCCAUGCUCUACCAAUUGAGCUACAGAGGGAUAGCAACAUAUGCUACUUACUAUACAGCAAUUCACAGAACAUUAAGAUGACAAUUUGUCAAGGGCCACCAACAAGAUUCCAACUCAUUGUAAUAGUAAGACUUCAAUGGAAAGAGUCAGUGUACGGAUUAUUUCCAGAGUUCUACUUGUGACACUCAAGGUGUGGGUUGAUGGUCACUAGACUUGAUGCUGAAUGUCAUGGAUUGUUCUCAUAUCUGUUGAUAGUGAUUGACGCCAGACUGGAGGUACAAUGGCAGAGGACACCCUGAUUAUUCACUGUUGUAUUGUAUUGAUGACAUUCUGUGAACACUGUGUGACUCUGUAGCAGCUGACAAAGUCACUGCAUGUUUGUUUUGACUUCCUACAAGCCUCUAGAGCUGGAGUUUACAGAACAUUUGGUGCUGUCUGAUUAGAAUAUAAAGGGCCUGUCUCCAAGAAGCCAGUUAGACAUUUUCUCUGUUUUUGUCCUGGAAGUGUCUCCCUGUUGCAACUUGUAAUAAACAUUAAUGAAAAAUUAUUAUUAUUAACCCAUCCACGUCUUCGAAGGACACAUAUCUUUUUUGGUUUUUACAGCUUUUCAUACAUACAUUUUACACAUACAUUUUACAUACAUUUUACUUUUAUAUGGAUAGAUUUAUUAUGGAUAGAUUUGAUUGACUUAAUCUGCUACUUUCUCGUUUGUUUACCUAGAAAUUCCUAUUACACCUAUGUUUCUACGGUGUAACUGACCGCUUUUUCUCUGUUACCAUAGUGAAGCCCGGUCGCUGUGCCCUGCCCAAGGGGACCUAGAUGUGUGCCGAGUACUGUUACCAAGAUGGCCAUUGCCCCGAGGAACAGAAGUGUUGCCGGAUAUUCUGA
Messenger RNA from Coregonus sp. 'balchen', 3522 nucleotides. Lineage: Eukaryota; Metazoa; Chordata; Actinopteri; Salmoniformes; Salmonidae. The record is from the annotation of a GenBank genome assembly.